This is a messenger RNA of Lachnellula hyalina, 1992 nucleotides long. Its product is annotated as putative ADP-ribosylation factor-binding protein. Gene Ontology annotation, biological process: protein transport to vacuole involved in ubiquitin-dependent protein catabolic process via the multivesicular body sorting pathway; Golgi to endosome transport; Golgi to vacuole transport. The transcript has 4 exons. The coding region runs from base 1 to 1992 and encodes 663 amino acids. Gene Ontology annotation, molecular function: ubiquitin binding; phosphatidylinositol binding. NCBI's taxonomy places the organism in Eukaryota, Fungi, Ascomycota, Leotiomycetes, Helotiales, Lachnaceae. The record is from RefSeq and is a predicted model, not a curated record. Gene Ontology annotation, cellular component: trans-Golgi network.
AUGGAGGCAGCGUCUGCGCGGAUGGCGGCCAGAGACCGCUUUGGUACCAUGGGAGAUGCAGGCCCCUCACAACUCCAAAGAUACGUCCAACAAGCAUGCAGUCCCGAGAACUUCGAGCCCAACCUGGCGCUCAAUCUUGAGAUCUCCGACCUCAUCAAUUCGAAAAAGGGCAAUGCGCCCAGGGAGGGGGCUGUCGCGAUUGUCAAUUACAUCAAUCAUCGCAACCCCAACGUCUCCUUACUAGCUCUCAGUCUCCUCGAUAUUUGCGUCAAGAAUUGCGGAUACCCAUUUCAUCUUCAGAUCAGUACCAAAGAAUUCCUCAAUGAACUCGUACGGAGGUUUCCUGAGCGCCCCCCGAUAAGGCCCACUAGAGUACAGCAGAGGAUUCUGGAGGCUAUUGAGGAAUGGCGGGGCACAAUAUGUCAGACUUCGCGGUACAAGGAGGAUUUGGGUUUUAUCCGGGAUAUGCAUCGGCUUCUGAGUUACAAAGGAUAUAUAUUCCCCGAGGUCAGGAGAGAAGAUGCAGCUGUUUUGAAUCCUAGUGACAAUCUGAAAUCUGCGGAAGAGAUGGAGGAAGAAGAAAAGGCCGCCCAAUCUGCCAAGUUGCAAGAGCUGAUCCGACGUGGUGGACCCGAAGACCUCCAAGAAGCGAAUCGAUUGAUGAAGAUAAUGGCAGGAUAUGAUACCCGAACAAAAACCGAUUACAGGGCAAAAGCCGCCGAGGAGGUUGGAAAAGUACAGCAAAAGGCAAGAUUACUGGAAGAGAGGCUGGAGGAGUUCAGGCCCGGUGAUAAGAUGACCGAGGGCGAUGUAUACGAAGAGCUGGCCUCGGCACUCCAAAGCGCCCACCCAAAGAUUCAAAAGAUGUGCGAGGAGGAAUCCGAUGAUCAUGAAGCGGUUGCAAAACUUUUGGAAAUCAAUGAUAGCAUACACCGGACAGUGGAACGAUAUAAGUUGAUGAAAAAAGGAGAUGUUGAGUCUGCUGCUAAGAUUGCUAAAGGAACGCUUGGGACGAGCACGGGUGUGGGAAAGAAUUCUGAUAACGAGUUGUCCCUGAUCGAUUUCGGUGGGGAUUCAGAGCCAAAUGGAAGUGCUUCAACAGAACCGUCACCUCCGGCGCAACAACGCCAACCUGGAGGUUUAGAAGAUGAUUUGCUUGGUCUUUCAAUGGGUGAAAGUUAUGGACAGGGUGGUGGAAUUUCUCUUGGAUUUGGGAGCAAUGGUAAUAUUCCCGGUCCUGCUUUGAUAUCCUCAACAUCGGACUACAGUACAGCAAGAGGGCCAACACCUACCACCUCGCCAAACCCAUCACAUCCACAACCGGUCAAACCAGACUAUUCAGCAUUCUCAACUUUUGGAUCCGCAGCACCAACUCCCAAAGCCGCCACCCCACAGCCAUCCUUAUUCCAGCAGCAACAAGCAGGUAUAACAGCUAAGGCUCAACCUCCUGCCCCGUCAAUCGACCCGUUCGCUGCUUUAGCCUCUCCUGUUCGAUAUUCAACACCCCAGCAAGCCCAGCCAUCCAUGUUUGAUUUUGGAAACCACCAAGCACCAGCUGUGGCACCGACAGCUGCUCCUGUAGCUGAUGACGACGAGUGGGCGUUUUCAUCUGCAUUGCCUGAAGCGCUUCCGCCCUCGAAUACUAUCGCUGUUAGUAAUACCAACAUUGGCAUUUCGCUACAUGCGACUCGAGAGGCACAAACGCCAGCGAUUAUUACAUUGUCCUUGACAUUUUCAAACGCAACACCCCAGCCCAUAUCCGAACUGACUUUUAUGGCCGCAGUCACAAAGGGAUACUCGCUCAAGCUCCAGCCACAAACUGGACGACGGCUUCAGCCACACGAACAAGCAGGUGUCAGACAGGUUAUCUACUUGAAUGGAGUAGAACAAGGAAAAGGAGACUCGGUAAAGUUACGUUGGAAAGCAGAGUACAAGGUCGGUGAGCAGCCUAUAAAAGAACAAGGCGAGAUCACAUCGUUAGGUGUGGCAUGA